GGGGCGUGGCUGUUCUCUCUGCGCUUCUCUGAUUGGUCACGUCAACUAUUAUCGCAGCGGACAGGGCGGUGCCUAUGUGCAUGUGGGUGUUACGAGCGGACAGCUGAUUGGCUGACACGGCGAAGGCAAGCGUAUCCGCUAACGCCAUUGGUUGUUUGUGGCGGUGGGCGGGAUCUCACUGCUGGGACCUCGCAACAAAUGCAGACGCAGCAGUUGCGCUGCACAGAAGAGCGAGCGAUCGGCUUAAGAGUCGAGGUAAAAAAAAAAAAAAAAAACCGGCAUUUAAAAUAAACAAAUAACAUUCGAUAUAUAUAUAGACAGAGAGAGAGAGAUGUACAUUCGGAUCCUAAUGGCCUUCUGAUAUUGAUAUUUCGGCGUGUUUCUGUGCAGAUCGGCGGCUGUGGAUUUACCUCAGAGGACCGAACGGAUAUUUCUCCGGUCGCGGAAGGAUUAUCGCGCUCGUUACGGCACACACCGUCCCCCGCUCGGUUCAGAGAGCACGGGAUUGUCGGAUGGAGCGGAGCUGCAGCAGUCACGGACCGCGGUCCCGGUGUCCGGAGCUCCUGAACGGAGACGCGUCCAUGAACGUAUCGAUCAGCUCCACGACAGGAUCGCGCUUCGAGCUGUCCGUCCCGCUGGACGAGACCGUGCUGGGGCUGAAGCGGAGGCUGUCCGAGAAGCUCCGGGUUCCCGCAGAGCGACUGCUGCUGCUGCACCGAGACACGAGGUUAAACUCAGGAAAGCUGCUGGAUUUCGGUGUGGCUGACGGAAGCAGACUGACGCUGGUGCCCACGGUUGAAGCCGGACUGAUGUCGCAGUCGUGCCGCUCGGAGCAGUCAGUCCUGCAGGCGCUGGAGACUCUCUCAGACGCUCAGGUCAGUGACUUCCUGUCGGGACGGUCCCCGCUGACCCUUGCCCUGCGUGUGGGCGAUCACAUGAUGUUUGUGCAGCUCCAGUUGGCGGCUCAGCCAUCCGUCUCCAGGGGACAUGCGGGCCCCAACCAGACGCCUACAGGGGCCGUCAGCAGUGAAAACCCCUCAGACUCUCAGCAGCGGGCACUAGACGUCAUGAAGAGCCACAAUGCCCCGCCCUCAUCUCAUGUUCACCAUGCCCACAGUACUCAAAGCCCCGCCCCUGCUCUUCACUCACACCCUGUUAGCCACGCCCACCAUCCUCAAAGCCCCGCCCAUGCUCCGCCCUGCACUCAGGCUGAAGGCAGCACUCAGAGCCCCAGACAGCGAUGCAAACCCGGCGCCGUCAUCGAGAGCCUCGUCAACCACGCGCCGGGAGUUUUCUCAGGAACCUUCUCAGGUACUUUACACCCUAACUGUCAGGACAGCAGCGUGCGUCCUCGAGAG
Molecule: messenger RNA, 1358 nt
Organism: Sinocyclocheilus anshuiensis
Lineage: Eukaryota; Metazoa; Chordata; Actinopteri; Cypriniformes; Cyprinidae
Product: midnolin-like
Exons: 6
Cellular component (GO): nucleus
Molecular function (GO): protein binding
Source: RefSeq, a predicted model, not a curated record